AUGAUGCGACGAGGAGCCCCCAAGUGGUUCACGCAGGGCAAAGGGCGUGAACGGUUUCACCGGUACUGGCCGUGGGCUGUCAGCUCCAUCUGCACCAGCCUUUACCUCUACAACGGUGAACCUUUUGAGGACGCCGCUAGUGCCAUCGUGACGACGAUUCGGCGGCCACUUCUCAAGACGAUGGAGUGGGUAGAGCUGCACGACGUGGAUCCAGAGACGAUGUCACUGGAGCUGCCACCAGACAUGCUCUUUGGCCCACUGGAGUUCCCGAAGCAGAUGCGAUUCCUUCUAGCAGCGCUCAGGGCCGACAACGAGCUGGCCGACGGCUACCUGGCUCGGAUAAUCAUUGACCACAUGGAUUUGUCCUUGGACCCACCGAUUCUGUCGGAGGAUGACUUCCUCGCAGCAGGCGGAAAAGCACUUCUCGACUUUAGUGUGGAAGACUUCACCGGCACGGAAAGCCGCACCCAACGCAAGCACAUCUUCUUUCAAUCAGAUCAGUUCCUUCAAUUUAUUAACAUAAUCGCUGCCUACCCGUCACUGACGGAGUACUUUGUGAACGAGAAGGAUGGCGUGGAACUGGUUCUUCAGGCGUAUCGACACAGCAAGAAUCCCUACGCCCGCGUGAUGGCGAUGCGGUCUCUGACCUUGUUCUCGUUCACGCAAGCCGUCGACGGCACGGUGGAGCGGCGCAUCUUGCAAAGUAACGGGAUGAAGACUAUCGUGGAAGCGUACCGGCAGAGCAGCGGUGACCCGACAGACACGCGCUUCCCCACCUUGCUCCUCUCCUCCAUUAUGCGCCACUAUCCUAAGGAGGGUGGUAAGGAGUUCAUCGAUGCUGACGGCGUCGAGGCGGUCGUGAACAAUCUCACUAUUGCCCGUUACAAGGGCAUUCCGCAGCACAUCCGCGUGCUGCACGACGCCCAGCGCCUCCCCAAACAGUCGGUUGGCAAGAAGUCGGUGACGGCGCGACUGGAGGACGCAGAUUUUUUGGGUGUUGCGAUGGGUGUGUUGGAUACCUUUCCUGAGUUCUACGAGGCGACGGGCGAGCUUCUAAGGCUGGUGACGGAUGUGGUUCCGGCGCACGCGGAUCCGCUAGACCUGCUCGAGUACCGGGCCAUGCCGAUCCUCUCAAAGUACUUCGUGAAGUGGCGUGAGGACCAGAGCUUUCAGACGGACGGCACUCGAACGCUGGUGGCGAAGCUCUUCGAGCUGAUGCUCAACGAUAAGACGUGCCAGCGGUGCUACGAUCCCUCUGUGGCGUCAUAUGAGCUGCUCGAAUGCCUCAAGACAGCCAAAUUGGCCGUGAAGGAUGAGCGAGAGAAGCGAGGGACACGGUGUUCAGACCAGCCGCAGCAGCCAGCAAGCGCCACUGUGUAA
This is a messenger RNA of Leishmania braziliensis MHOM/BR/75/M2904, 1380 nucleotides long. RefSeq lists its product as hypothetical. The transcript has a single exon. Lineage: Eukaryota; Euglenozoa; Kinetoplastea; Trypanosomatida; Trypanosomatidae. The record is from RefSeq and is a predicted model, not a curated record. Bases 1 to 1380 code for a protein of 459 amino acids.